AUGAAAGUUAUCCUGAUCGCUGCACUCCUCGCCUUGGUUUUGGGUACCGGAUACGGCUACCCGAAUCUAGGCUUCAAGCCGAAUGGCGGAUUCGGCGGUAGCCGCUUUGGCUUCGGUGGACCUGGUUUCCCGUUUGGUGUUGGUAACCUCGGAUUUGGAGCAGCUGGUUUCAACCCACUUCCCGGCUACGGUGUUAGCAACUUCGGCUUCGGAGGACCUGCCAUCAAGCCUGGUUUAGGCUUCGGCUCUGGAUAUCGUCAGGGCUUCCGCGCUGGCUUCGGCGCUAGCAUCAAUUACGGCUUCGGGCCCUACUGA
Messenger RNA from Rhipicephalus sanguineus (brown dog tick), 315 nucleotides. RefSeq names its product keratin-associated protein 19-2. NCBI's taxonomy places the organism in Eukaryota, Metazoa, Arthropoda, Arachnida, Ixodida, Ixodidae. Bases 1 to 315 code for a protein of 104 amino acids. The record is from RefSeq and is a predicted model, not a curated record. The transcript has 2 exons.